AUGGACGCAUUGCGCAAGGUUUAUCAUAGCGCCGUCCAAAUUCCCUUGGACAACGUCGAGCGACUCUGGCAAGAACUCGAAGCAUUCGAGGUAAAUCUCAACAGGAUCACCGCUAAAAAAUUCAUGGCCAACCUCUCACCAGCCCACAUGCAAGCUCGUACUGUCCUCCGUCACCAUGCCCUGUACCCUCUAUCAUCCAAUGUCAUAUUUCUGCCUCCGUUACCCAGGUUUGACGCAUCAGAACGGACGCUUGUUGGCAAGUGGAAAGCGUAUCUGAAGUGGGAGGAGAGUAAUCCUCUAGAGAUUGAGGAGAAGGAGAAGGCAAUGCUGUUCACUCGGAUCCAGGGUGUUUAUCGCAAGGCUGUCAUUCGCAUGAGGUAUUACAGUGAAAUCUGGUUCAUGGCGUAUACGUGGACGAAUAGCGUGGGCAACUACCGGCUCACCUUUGCCUACGCUGAGGCUCUAGCGCUCAAGAAAGAUUUCGCCGAGGUUCACACCCUCUACGACAAGUUUCUUGAAACGCUACGUGGUCAACUCGAAGCACUCGAACAGUCCUCAGCAGCAGCAAACACAUCCUUAUCAAAUGGGAGUGGUACCAUCAACGGAAACACAGCGGCGGCAGCACUCCCUGCCAGCACUUCCUCAGCAAUCACGGAAGCUGGCAUGUAUUCCAACAACACGUCGUUCAGCUCCCAAGCCUCUGAAGAGAAGCCACCAAAGUCGACUGAGGUCCAGGAACGCAGGAUCGAGUAUGGAUUAGCUUAUAUCAUGUACAUUCGUUUCGCACGACGAGCAGAAGCUUUGAUGGAGCACCAUUGUUCUGAUGACAAGUCCGUCACAAGUCGUAUAUUUGAGACAGGCCUGAACACGUUUGGUGAUGAGAUCGAGUUUGUGAUACGCUAUCUUGGUUCUUAA
Messenger RNA from Laccaria bicolor S238N-H82, 915 nucleotides. RefSeq lists its product as uncharacterized. The coding region runs from base 1 to 915 and encodes 304 amino acids. Gene Ontology annotation, cellular component: nucleus. Gene Ontology annotation, molecular function: mRNA binding; protein binding. The record is from RefSeq and is a predicted model, not a curated record. NCBI's taxonomy places the organism in Eukaryota, Fungi, Basidiomycota, Agaricomycetes, Agaricales, Hydnangiaceae. The transcript is spliced from 3 exons. Gene Ontology annotation, biological process: mRNA 3'-end processing.